AUGGCGAUGGAUGGAACACACAGUGCUCUAGCCAGAAUGGUCAGCUCUGAAUUGGUUCUGUUUGGUGAUUUCACUCAGUGUUUCAGCUCAGUGGUGUUUCAGCUCAGUGAUUCGGCUCAAGCACAGGAGCGCAAGCCGGCUGGCCGCACUGCACCAUCAGGCUGCCCGACAGAGCGUGAGCUGGCCAGCUGCGCUGCGCCCUCCGGCUACCUAGCAGAGUGCUGUGGCUUCCGGCCAGAGUUUGACGGGCCCCACGCCUCCCCCGUGGCCGGCGCGCGCAUUGUGGGGGGCUCGAAGUCCCUCCCUGGGAAGUGGCCCUGGGUGGUCAGCAUACAGACCAGCACGUACCACUUCUGCGGGGGAUCCAUCGUGCACCCCUGGUGGGUCCUCUCCGCGGCCCACUGCUUCGCAGAGAGAAGCGACAAGGUCAGGGUGGCCGCGGGGAGCAACCUCCUGGGGAGGCACAACGUCACCCGCUGGGUGCGCAAGAUCCACCUGCACCCCGAGUACAGCACCCGCACCUACGACAACGACCUGGCGCUCCUGCUGCUGGACAAGCCCAUCCCCUACAGCUUCUACCACAGCCCCCCUCUGCCUCCCCGACCACAGCAUCGUCCCCGACGACAACAUGUGGGAGAGCUGCACCGUGGCGGGUGGGGGCUCACGAAAGCCGGAAGCGGUCAGGGAUCCUACAGUUUGCUGGACGUGCAGGUGGGGAUGGUCGACUGGAUGCUGUGCCUCCGCUGGCUGCGCUCCCUCACCAAAAACAUGAUCUGCGCCGGGUUUGAGGAGGGCGGCCGCGACGCCUGCCAGGGGGACAGCGGAGGACCCCUCAUGUGCCGCCCCCCGGGCCGCGGAGGACCCCACCAGCGCUGGUAUGCGGUCGGCGUGGUCAGCUGGGGGCGCCAGCUGCGCGGCCCGCCACAGCCCCGGCGUCUACACCAGGGUCGCCAACUUCCACGCGUGGCUGGAGACGACCUCGGCCCACGAAAGCCACCCUUUCCACGUGCCGCAGAGCCCGGAGAGCCACACCUCCUCCCCGGACGCCGCGGAGGCGCAAGUGACCAAGCCCGCACCUCGACAUGUGGGCCGGAGUGGAGGCGGCCAUCGCCGCCAGAGCUGACCCCGGGCAGGGCCGGCCCUCGCGUGGCUCCUGGGGGCCGCCUGCUGGACCCUGCGCUGCUGAACAGAAGAGACGGAAUAAAUGCUAUAUUCAUUCGUAUUUACAGUACUUAG
This is a messenger RNA of Lacerta agilis (Sand lizard), 1236 nucleotides long. Its product is annotated as serine protease 55-like. Bases 1 to 1236 code for a protein of 411 amino acids. NCBI's taxonomy places the organism in Eukaryota, Metazoa, Chordata, Lepidosauria, Squamata, Lacertidae. The transcript is spliced from 6 exons. Gene Ontology annotation, biological process: proteolysis. Gene Ontology annotation, molecular function: serine-type endopeptidase activity. The record is from RefSeq and is a predicted model, not a curated record.